Molecule: messenger RNA, 420 nt
Organism: Epithele typhae
Lineage: Eukaryota; Fungi; Basidiomycota; Agaricomycetes; Polyporales; Epitheliaceae
Exons: 2
Coding region: 1-420 (139 amino acids)
Source: RefSeq, a predicted model, not a curated record
AUGGUCAAAGACGCGCGCGGUCCUUACAACAAGCCCUCCGCUGGCAACGAGGUCGACGAGAUGACCUACAAUUCCCAGGCGGAUGCUCGCUCAGACCACGCCGCGUUCGACGACUGCACCGACCCUGAGACCCAGCCCAUUGGGGCGCGCGGUGCAGACAACCAGCCGACGAACCGUAACUAUCUGCAGGAGGAUCAGGAGACGGAGCGCUCGGAGGAAACAGGGAGGAUCUCAAGCGGUGAGGUCGAUGACUUGCUGUCAAGCCAGACCGCCGAGGAGCGUGAUGCCACCGGCGGCACACGUGGGAAGCGCGUCGAUGCGUUCAAGCAGGAGCGUGACCUCGACCGCGCAUACGAGGAGAGUGGGGUGUAUGACGACCAAAAGGAUGUCGAGAUUCGAUCUGCAACUGGCCGUCAUUGA